Molecule: messenger RNA, 1773 nt
Organism: Babjeviella inositovora NRRL Y-12698
Lineage: Eukaryota; Fungi; Ascomycota; Pichiomycetes; Serinales
Exons: 2
Coding region: 31-1773 (580 amino acids)
Biological process (GO): intracellular protein transport; vesicle-mediated transport
Cellular component (GO): Golgi membrane
Source: RefSeq, a predicted model, not a curated record
CUUCAGCACACCCCACAUCCACCAAUCAUCAUGGAUUUGAUAGCCACUGCAAACUUCUACGUGAAUAAGCUCGUCACUUCUGACCGCGGAACGUCCAUCAAGGUGCUCUUGCUCGACGACCACACGGCACCGUCCAUCUCGCUCUGCGCCACCCAGAGCGACCUCCUCAAGCACGAAAUCUACUUGAUCGACAAGCUCGCAAACACCUCACGCGCAGCAAUGCGACACCUCCGCUGCAUUGUGUACAUCAAGCCGGAACCUGCGUCGAUUACGGCGCUCCUUGCCGAGCUCCGCAGCCCGCGCUACGCAUCGUACGAGCUCAACUUCUCCAACGCGGUGCGCAAGUCGGACUUGGAAAAACUUGCGGAAAGCGACGACUUGGAGGUGGUGACCCGAGUGUCAGAGGUAUUUACCGACUAUUUGGUGUUGGACCGCGGACUCUUUGUGGCGGGCAGUGGCACCGCGCGCGCGGACGCCUGGGAGAAACCCGCGUUGGACGCUGCGACGCAGAACCUCAGCGCGUUGCUUCUCUCGCUCAAGUGCAAACCAACGAUCCGGUACGAGCGCAACUCGAAAAUGGCCGCAAAGCUCGCAUCGGAGCUCGGCUACGCAGUGCACGAGGGGGACCUUUCCGCGUUGUUCGACUUCCCCACCCGCGACGUGGCACCCCUUUUGCUCAUUCUCGACCGCAAAAACGAUCCUAUCACGCCGCUCCUUGUGCCUUGGACGUUCCAGUCGAUGGUGCACGAGUUCAUAGGCAUCCGCAACAACACCGUGGACCUCAGCCGCGUUCCCGGCGUCGCUAAGGACAUGGAACAGGUGGUGCUCAACCCCGAGACAGAUGCGUUCUACCGCGAGGCGAUGCACUUGAACUUUGGUGACUUGGGCGACAAGAUCAAGGCGUAUGUCGAUCAGUACAAGGCCAAGACCAACACCACCAAGAAGCUCGACACGCUCCAGGACAUGAAGAACUUUAUCGACGAGUUUCCCGAGUUCCGCCGGCUCAGCGGAAACGUCUCCAAGCACAUGACAUUGGCCCUGGAGCUUGACCGCUGCAUCAACGCGCUUCGCAUCUGGGAGGUCUCCGAGUUGGAGCAAUCGUUAGCAUGCAACGAUAAUCAUAGCGUGGACCUCCAGGAGUUGGAGCGCUUGGUUCUUAACCAUCCGAACCCUCAGACGCCGCAGCAAGUGACGCAGCCGCUUAGUGUAGAGGCCAAGAUCCGGUUGGUCGCACUCUACGCAUUGCGCUACGAGAAGCACGCGGGGAACCAGGUGCGCCGACUCGAGGCGCUAUUGUUGACUCAGGGAGUGGAGGGGAUCACUGUGGGGACGAUCCGUGCGGUGCUAGCAUAUGCUGGGGCCAGCCAGCGGCUAGAAACCACCGGUGAGGCGUCUGUGUUUUCCAAGGCGAACGCGUUCAUGGGCUUGGGGGCCAAGCAGAGCGAAAACUUGUACAUGCAGCACGUUCCGCGGGUGGAGGCGGUGGUGACCCAGGCAAUCAGGGGAAAGUUGGCCGUGCGUGACUAUCCCGUGGGGAAGCACUCUGUGGAGCUGGUGGCGGACAGAGUCCAGGACGUGAUUGUGUAUGUGGUGGGGGGAAUCACGUACGAAGAGGCAAGGGUUUUACACAACCUCCAGGGGACGAACAAGGGGGUGAGGAUUGUUGCUGGGGGGAACAUUGUACACAACUCUCGAACGUUUAUGCAGAGGCGCCAUAGAGUGAAGGGGUACCGAGUCACCAUUGUUGAAAACCCGGACGAGAAAAGGUUAUAG